CUACUUAGAGUUCACACCCAUUUGCAGCAAAUGUUUAACCACAAGUGCAUAGCAAGAUAAAACUAUGACUAACCAGCGAAUCAGCUGCACUCCUGUCAUGAAAGUGGGAAACCUGUUGGACAAGAUGACAACAACGGCUGUAAGAAUACAGCAGCAGUAUCAGCUUUACAGUAACUACUCUUCAUGAAGUACCAUCAAUGGAAUUUGCUUGUGGUUUUGUUUAUGUUCCUCCUGCGCAAAAUGCCUUUAAACAAUCAGCUCUGCCGCCUACACAGAAGUGUGUCCGUCCUCGGGUGCCUCCUCCUCCUCCACCAACAUCCACCAAACAGGUGACCUCUGCCUCCAAGGUCAUUGAGCAGCUCCCAACCAAUGAAGUGAAAAAGGAAAUGGGGACCUCAGUUUUUUAUGAAAACGACACAUUAAGAAGCACGGUCUUACCUGCCAGCACACAGUCUACACAGAAUUCAGCUAAAAAAACAGCUCUUUUGCCCCCACACAUGCGCAUCACUCCGUCUGUUCCUGCUAAGCCUCGCUCUACUUCGUACAGUGAACCAUGGAGACCCAACAGUCAGUAUGAAGUCCCCCCUUGUGGGCCUGAUUUAGACAACCUGCCCUGGGACCCCGAUUACAUAUACCACAUCCCUGAGACCUCAGACAUCUCUGACAGUGUGUACGAGACACAGCCACCAGGCAGAAGAAACAUGACCCCAACUGUCCCUCCUCGUCCAGUCAAUAUGCAGCCGAUACCUGAGUAUUUGAUGAUUCUACCAUCAAAACCCUCUACAACAGAAUCAGCUCUUCAGUCGGUUCAAAAUACUGCAAAAAGUUUUGACAAUGGACUUCCAGGAAACCCCAAUGUUGUUCUUGUCAGUUUGGGAAAGCUGCUGUUUGAAGAAAGAGUGCAGCUUAUCCAUGGAGAGCCUGUAUCUUGCUCCAAGUGUGGCUCAGUGCUGGACUCCAUUUACGCAAAUGUGGUGGAGGUGUGUUACUUCUGUAAGGAUAAGCAGACGACUGUCCCUGUCAGUGUCCCAGAGCAGGCUCAGGACAUCCUGUUUUCACUCAGCCCUGAUCCAGACCCCCCACAACCUCCAGACCCCGUCCUCCUUUUCUGCAUUGACACCUCUGGCUCUAUGAUCAUCACCUCACAGGUCAUUGAGCAGGGUAAAAUUGUCCACAGAUCUCGACUUAAGUUUGUCCAAAAUGCUGUAUUUGACUGUGUACAAAGACUGAGUGAACAAAAACCAAAAACAAGAGUGGGGCUUGUAACGUUUAACUACAAAGUUACCCUACAUGGAUAUGAGAAUUACCCGACACAUUACCUUAGUAGUGAUGAGUUGAUUGACACAGAGUAUCUGAAAAAUGCAGCCGCCUCUUUCCCCAAUCCUCCUCCUGUUUACAAGAAUAAGGACUACCUGCAGAGACAAGUAAUGGGGUUAAAGGAAAGUGGAACCACAGCUUUAGGUCCAGCUGCUCUACUCACCAUUGAAAUGGCAUCAAGACACCCAGGGUCCAAGGUAAUCAUUUGCACUGAUGGAAAGGCCAACACUGAACUGGGAAACCUAGAGGAGGAAGACAUUGAUGCUCGCACUCUUCUCUCCUCCACCAUUUUCUACCAGGAGCUGGGGGAAUAUGCAGCCAGUCAGGGCGUGACAGUGUCAGUAUUGUCAAUUGAGGGAACAGACUGCAGGCUGGAUGAACUGGGGAGACUAGCAGAUCGAACAGGAGGCAAAGUUGUCAUUGCAAGCCCUAAAAGAUUGCAUCAAGAGUUUGAAGAGAUUAUUGAGAAUAACACAAUAGCCACACAUUGCGCAGUGUCAUUUCUGCUGCCAAAAUCCUUACAUGUGAAAGGAGAAAGAGAAGCAAGUCACAAAGGAGUCCGAGAGGUGGGAAACAUUGACCCAGAAAAAGAGAUCACUUUUCAGUUUGGAUUAAACGACCAUGGAGCACAUGUUCCUCCACCAGCUUCAGGCAACACAGUCUAUGUACAGCUUCAAGUCAGAUACACACAAAAAAACGGACAGAAAAGGCUGCGGGUGAUAACUGUUCCCAGAGUGGUCACUAAUGACAGCUCAUUGGUGCUGUCCUCUCUGUCUUUGCCUAUCAUUCAGCUCAACUCAUCUCAAGUCACUGCUGCUCUGGCCGUGCGGGGACGGUUUGUGGAUGCCACGAAAGAGGGAGAGCAGCAGAAGAGGCUCAUAGAGAGGGCUAUUGCUCUUAAUGCCAGCAUAGAAGACAAAGAUAUGUAUCAAAAAUGGAUUAAAAUCAUGGAGGCUAUCAACAACACCUUUCACAAGUUCACAAGGAAGAAAUUCAUCGUUUCAGAUUCACAAUCUCUUACUGAUGCCGAUGCUGCACUGCUCUACACUUUGAAGCACAGUAACAGGAAGUCCAUCCAUAUUCACUAAAGAACAAACACAGACAGCCUUUCACCUCCUUGGACCGGACUCAAGUCUGUAGGACAAGCAUUACGUCGUGUAUAUUCUGUACUGUAACAGAAAGGCAGACAUGAUGCAUGUGAUAGAUGAUCAGUGCUUUAGGAUUACUGUAAAGUUUUAAGUAAUAUACUACUGCCACAAUUACUGUUUUGUGCAUGUGUCUAGUUUGUCACUUUGUAUUAUACAAUAAAAUUAACUUUGUCUCCCAUUUCAAGAAAGUGGCACAAUCAGUUCUGUAAAAAGCUGCCUCUUCUCGUUCUGUAAUUUGCACAUUUUUGGAAGAUGUUUCCACACAUUUCUUCUUAUACAAUCAUUUAUUGAUCCAGACAAAUAAAAGGCAAUGGUACAUACACUGCAGUGUACUUAAAUUAUUCUAGUAUUCUUUGAUAAAUGAGUAUUUCCAAAGGACAAAAGUAAAGACAGCUUUGUUGAGGUGAAAUUAUAAAUAUAUAGACUGUGCAUUUAUUAUUUAGGUAAUGUCAAAUAUGUACAUGUUUAAUUAAAAUGUCGUGUGGUUUUGCGUUU
Molecule: messenger RNA, 2960 nt
Organism: Periophthalmus magnuspinnatus
Lineage: Eukaryota; Metazoa; Chordata; Actinopteri; Gobiiformes; Gobiidae
Product: circularly permutated Ras protein 1
Exons: 21
Coding region: 198-2405 (735 amino acids)
Biological process (GO): COPII-coated vesicle cargo loading
Cellular component (GO): endoplasmic reticulum exit site; COPII vesicle coat
Molecular function (GO): SNARE binding; zinc ion binding
Source: RefSeq, a predicted model, not a curated record